Molecule: messenger RNA, 2229 nt
Organism: Rhizopus microsporus ATCC 52813
Lineage: Eukaryota; Fungi; Mucoromycota; Mucoromycetes; Mucorales; Rhizopodaceae
Product: DUF221-domain-containing protein
Exons: 5
Cellular component (GO): plasma membrane
Molecular function (GO): calcium-activated cation channel activity
Source: RefSeq, a predicted model, not a curated record
AUGAGUAUCUAUUUCUCUUAUGACGAACAAAGGAAGCAAGAUGCAACAUUCACCGUCAAAUCGAUGGGCAUUCAAUUAGGCAUCAAUUUGGGUACUGCAAUUGUUACCAUGAUUGGAUUCAGUAUUCUUCGACCUAGAAAUACACUUGUCUAUGCUCCAAGAUCAAAAUUCUCAAAGAAAGGGCAACAGCCCCCUUUGAUCGGAUCACAAGGUUAUUUUUCAUGGAUAAAACCAUUACUCAAAGUAACCGAUGAGGAAUUACUCGAUCAAGUGGGUUGUGACGCACUCAUGUAUAUCCGAUUUAUCCGACUGCUGCGUAAAUUGCUCUUUUGGAUGACGGUCAUUGGUGUUGGUGCCUUGAUUCCAGUCUACAUUGUGGCUACAAAAUACACAGGGCAGGUAUCACAAACAAAACUAUACAUCUUGACACGAGCGGAUGUUAACACAGUCUGGUACUGGUCUCCGUUUGUUGCAACCUAUUUAUUUUCGAUCUUGAUUGCCUAUUUCAUGUACAGAGCAUCCUGUGAUUACAUCGAUAUGCGACAAUAUUGGUUUCGGUUGCCUGAAAACGAAGUGACAAUGAAGUCGCUCAUGGUUAGCCCUGUACCAAAAGAGAUGAGAUCAGAUGUAAAAUUGAAAACUUGGGUCGAGUCGACUCAAAUGAUACAAUAUCCUAUCAAGGAAUCCAUGAUUGGCUAUCAUAGCUCGAAGCUAUCAGAUUUAUUUGAAAAACACAAGGAGGCAGUCCAUCGAUUAGAAUCUACUUUGGCUUCUUACUUGAACGGUAAAAACACAGACACCAAAAAGAGACCUCUCGUACGUAUCGGCGGUUUUCUUUGUCUCGGAGGAAAGAAAGUGGAUGCGAUUGAACACUACACCAAAGAAGUAGCAGAUCUGGAAAAAGAAAUUAGCGAGCUUCGACAUGGGAAAAAGGAAAAAGCCAAAGCCGCACCCUAUGGGUGGAUAUCGUUCGAUCGAAUCGAAUGGGCUCACCAGGCAGAACGUUCCUUAGAACAUCAAAAAUCCUUUCAUGUUCGACUCUCACCUACACCUCAAGAUUUAUUAUGGCCCAACUUACCCUUGGAUGAUAAGGCAAGGAAAGCAAAGAGAAUGACAGGGCAUAUUUUCUACUGGGUUUUUGUGUUUGCGUGGAUGAUUCCCAUGUCAGCACUUUCAGCUACUUCGAACGUCAUCAACUUAAUCCGUCUCAUACCAAACUCGGCCAAUUUUAUAGAGAAUCAUCAAAUAAUCAUGGGCCUCAUCCAGUCAUACUUUACACCUGUUGUCAUGGCCAUCUUCUUUUAUUUGCUCCCUAUCUUUUUCAGAUUUCUUUCACAACAACAAGGAUAUUGGACAAAGACGGCCUUGGAUAGAAAAGUACUGGUUAAGCUUUAUAUCUUUUUUAUAAUCAACAACCUGCUAGUAUUCACUUUGACAUCCAUGUUCAUUGGCAUCUAUGGUCAACUGAAGGGAUUGGUUCAGUCUGGAGUAACUGAAGAAGUGAGCCUAGUUGAUUAUAUUAUGCAACUAGCCAAAAACAUUUCACAGGUAUCUACAUUCUGGAUCAACUAUGUCUGUCUCCAUUCACUCGGUCUUACGAUGGAACUUGCCAUGAUUUUGCCUCUAAUCACGAUUACCCUUCGCAAGUUCUUUACGCGACCCAGUCCAGCCGAACUUCGUGAACUGGCACGUCCACCCGAGUUUGACUAUCCCAAGAACUACAAUCUCUUGCUCUUUUUCUUCACCAUAUCUCUCAUCUAUUCAGCCAUGUCGCCAUUCAUUUUGCCUUUUGCCUGUCUGUAUUUUUGCGUAGCCAGUAUGGUCUACAAGUACCUGUUGGUCUAUGUUUACGAAACAAGAAUGGAAAGUGGUGGAAAAAUCUGGCCUGUCCUCUUUCAGACAAUCAUGACCUCAACCAUCUUCUUUCAAUUGAUCAUGAUUCUCAUCCUUGUCUUUAAGGGCGGUAACUUGCAAGCUUAUCUUUUGAUUCCACUCCCUGUUUUCACCUUGAUCUACCAGUACUUUUACUAUCGUCGCAUGCACAUUCAUGGCUCUUACAUCUUUGGCACACAUUCCAAGCUUCCUUUGCCACAACACGCACCCAGUACGGAAAAGUCAAAGACCGAACCUGCCAAGACGCUCAAGAGUCAAUUCCAAGACCCAGCUUACCAUCAAAAACUGUCUGCGCCUACUGUACACGACGACGUGAAGCAUCUGUUACCCAAGGUG